AUGACCUGCGAAGCCUGCCGCACCAUCCCCCCCGUGAUCUCCUCAGGAUACACACCCAAGGGGACAUACACCCAAAUUGCCGAUCUAAAGACAUAUAUAACCGGCCCCCCAACAGCCACCACCGGCAUCAUCGACAUCUACGACAUCUUCGGCCUGUCAAACCAAACCAUCCAGGGCGCAGAUCUCCUCGCCGCACGACUCAAUGCCCUCGUCCUAGUGCCGGAUUUCUUCCACGGCGAGCGGGCAGAUCUCGCGUGGUUCCCGCCCGAUACGGAGGAGAAGAAGGCGGCGCUGUUUGGGUUUAUUAAUACGAAGGCGGCGGUCAAGGACAAAGUGGAGGUGGUGCGGAGGGUGGCGGAGGAUGCGAGGGGGAGGUUUGGGGGGGUGAGGAGUUGGGGGGCGGUUGGGUUGUGUUGGGGUGGGAAGGUUACUGCGCAGGUCUCAGGACCGAAUUCGCCGUUUGUUGCGACGGGACAGGUGCAUCCUGGGUUCAUGGAUGUCGAGGAGGCUAAGAAGUUGACGGUUCCGCAUAUUGUGCUUGCGUCGAAGGAUGAGCCGGUUGAGGCUGUCAAGGGGUAUGCUGAGGUUAUUGCUGGCAAUGGCAUUGGAGGCGUGGUCGAGACGUAUCCGACCAUGUGGCAUGGCUGGAUGGGUGCUCGUGCUCAGUUGGAGACUCCGGAGGGGUUGGCGGAGUAUCAGCGGGGGUACAAUCAGCUGGCUGGUUUCUUUGAAAAGUAUCUCAAGUCGGAGGCGAAGAUCUAG
Messenger RNA from Aspergillus luchuensis, 762 nucleotides. Its product is annotated as dienelactone hydrolase family protein. The record is from RefSeq and is a predicted model, not a curated record. The coding region runs from base 1 to 762 and encodes 253 amino acids. Gene Ontology annotation, molecular function: hydrolase activity. NCBI's taxonomy places the organism in Eukaryota, Fungi, Ascomycota, Eurotiomycetes, Eurotiales, Aspergillaceae. The transcript has 5 exons.